AUGGAUACGGUUGGCACAUUUGAGAUGGCAAAAGCGCUCUGCCCACAUAAAGUAUUCACAACUAUCCAUAAACAUUACACGUUAGACGAGUGGAAAGAAUUCUAUGCGGAAUUCAAGGAAACUCCAAUGUUCAACCACGUCGCUGUCUCUUCAGGAAUAUCUGAUCGCGAUUUUGAGAAGCUGAAGGAAAUAUGUGACGAGGUGCCAGCUCUGGAAUACAUUUGUAUUGAUGUGGCCAACGGUUACUCCGAAUAUUUUAUUGAAUUUAUCCGAAAAGUUCGAGAGGAGUUUCCAAGGCAUACCAUUAUGGCAGGAAAUGUAGUCACGGGUGAAAUGGUCGAGGAGCUGAUUCUCUCCGGUGCUGAUAUAGUCAAGGGAAUUGGUCCAGGAUCUGUUUGCACCACACGCAAGAAGGCAGGAGUUGGAUAUCCUCAACUUAGCGCUACCAUGGAGUGCGCAGAUGCUGCACACGGCUUGAAUGGGCACGUAAUAAGCGACGGUGGUUGCACAACCCAGGAGGAUGUAGCUAAAGCGUUUGGUGGAGGCGCUGACUUUGUGAUGAUAGGAGGUCUAUUGGCGGACAUUGAUCAAAGCUCAGACACGGCAAUGCAUAAGCAUCACGGAAGUGUUGCAGAAUACAGGGCUAGUGAAGGCAAAACCAUCACGAUUCCUUAUAGGGGAGACGUGAACAACACCAUACAAGACAUACUAGGAGGAAUCAGAUCUGCGUGCACUUAUACUGGAGCGGCUAAACUUAAGGAGCUCGCAAAACGUACGACAUUUAUCAGGGUCACGCAGCAAACGAAUGACAUGUACGUUCCUUAUGAAGUCUAG
This is a messenger RNA of Ostertagia ostertagi, 834 nucleotides long. NCBI's taxonomy places the organism in Eukaryota, Metazoa, Nematoda, Chromadorea, Rhabditida, Trichostrongylidae. The record is from the annotation of a GenBank genome assembly.